Molecule: messenger RNA, 1915 nt
Organism: Paramacrobiotus metropolitanus
Lineage: Eukaryota; Metazoa; Tardigrada; Eutardigrada; Parachela; Macrobiotidae
Product: nucleolar protein 12-like
Exons: 5
Coding region: 207-737 (176 amino acids)
Cellular component (GO): nucleolus
Molecular function (GO): RNA binding
Source: RefSeq, a predicted model, not a curated record
AUUAUAUCUAUAUUUGUGGAGUUUAAAUUUUCACAGUUUGCCGUUUUUUUAUGGAAAUUUAUCCUUUGGUGAAAAUUUUGACUUAGGUUGCUCUAUCACUUUCGUAUACAGAAUUCACGACUGCAUGGUUUUUCGUUACUUUUGUUUUAAGUGGAGUUUGCUCUUUGUAAGAAGAAUUUCUUACCUUAAUUUGAGAUUUCUUCAAAAUGCGGAAAAGGAAAGGAGGUUUGAGCAUCACGUUUGACGAGCACAAACGAAGGGAUUACCUCCUGGGUUUCCAAAAGAGAAAGAAAGAACGAAGAAGAAAGGCGAAGCACGACAUUGAAGAGAAACUGAAGGAGGAACGAAAGAAUGUUCGCGACAUGAAGCGAAAAGAAAGCCACAGCAGAGGUGUGCAUGCAGACUUGGCGUGGAACGAAGAGCGGCCGGAGGAAAACGAAGAGGAGCCACCGGAAGAGAUGACGCUGGAUAUGCCGGCGCACUCGGUGCGCAUUUGGCAGUUGGGCCAGUUGGAAGGAACACACAACGAUCUCUUUCUAGGACGCAACAACGAAAUUCCUGGACACAAGGACUUGGCUGACCACCCAGAUAACACCGGUGAAGUUGGCGAAGAUGGUCGGAAGCAAUUGCCGUCGUCUGCAGCGACCAAAGCCCAGGGCAACCCUAAAAAAUUUGCAGAAACCAGUCAGUUUUUUGAAAGUGUGCGAAGUUUCAGAGAAAAUCUUAAAAGAUCUUAACAUACAAAGUUUAUGGGAAAAGUGGAGAACCCACCACUGCAAACCCACCCACGCCACCACCGUCAUGAACAGCACAGGAAAAGCAUUCAUCUACACUUGAUGGAACUUUGGUGUCCAUUAGGUAUCCGAUUACCUUUAGUCCAUAAAAUUUUUAUUAAGAGUUAGUUUUCAAAAAAUGUAGGCUUUGAAAGUGAUGUUUCUUAAAAACUGAACAUGCGAUGCGAAAUCUUCUGGAAAGUGGGAUCGACUCAAAUUUCAAAGAUAAAGUAGUUGCCUUUCGCAACGGGUUGAUUAGAUUUAAUAUUGAAACUGCUUCCACAGGGCGGUUGGCUUUGAUAAUAUCGUGCUGACGUGCCAAUAAACAUUCUUUUGGAAAUGGCCAAUAAACAUAUUAUUUUGUGAGAGACUGAAAGUCGAUUUCGAGAAUUUUGGUGUUCGACUGGAAAUGAUGAGUCCACACCAUUGGGCAAAACAACGAGUCCCAGUCCCGCCGGGCCUAGGAACGUAGAAAAACGGUUUUAUUAAAACAAAAAACGCAUUUUUAGCAUUAAAAAAUUUAAAACAAACAGAAGAUUCAAAACUCGAACUUAUCCGCUUUCUAAUCUAUUUUUUCCGCCAGCUAUAAAGCAAUCCGUCAGAUCAUCUCCCAUCAAAGGUCAAAACUAAAAAACACGGGAAAAUUUUAUAAGUACGUAACGGAAAGCGGAGGCACAGGCGACGCCUACCUGCAGCGGGGGUCGCAACCAAGACACUGCGCUAAAGUUGUCGACGUUAAUUAUUGAUUCACCAAAGAAAACAACGAAAUUUUGAAGUCUUCAUUAAGUUAAAUUGUUUUGUGUGUAAACAGAAGGAGGAAACUGGACACCGGAAAGUAUUUUUAUUCUAAGUGGUCUAAAGGUUAACAUCGGUGGUCGUACCGUCGUAUCACUGGAUAGUUUUGUCGGUCACAACGCACUGGCUAAAAUUUAACAAAGCUCAGAAUGGUAUCUGAACCAAUAGAAGUACUGUAAUACGGCUAUAAAAAUUCCGGUAAUUAUGGAGUCUUUCUUAUUUGUAGUUCUUGACAACUGACCAGCAUAUGCUGCUGAUUGAUUUGGAAAAGGCUUAAAAACUUUGUUUUAUAACUGCAAAAAAAGGCAUACAUGUAUUCCUCGAAAUUGUCAAAUUUUUCGGGUCUA